GUCAGGUCACACUUAUUCUGAAGGAUCUAGGCCGGACGUCGUAUUGUUUGUGUCCGCGCGCGAGGGAAGUUGAGUCGCUAUCGUGAGUGGAAAGGCUGUAAAGUAACGUUAAAUAAAGUUAGGAAGUAGCUAGUUUGUGUCAAAGUUUUCUUUUGGGUGAAAGCCGCAUUGGGGCAUUUAACAUAGCCAAGUGAGGUCACAUUAGCAACUAAACUGUAACUUCUAUCUAUAAGCGCAUGUGUGUUUAAUUUUCUGCCCAUAAUAAGCAAGCUAAUGUUAGCCAGCUUACUAAGCGUAGCUAACUUCACUGGCAACUAAAAACGUCGACGUUUAGAGCUAACGUUACCGUUAAAUUGUAACGUACUUGUUUUGUUCUCGUACUUAAAGAGAAAGGGGAGGUUUGUUGUAGUGUUGUUAGUAAGCAGCCGUUGUUGGGAAUGUCACCUAUGUAUGGUCGCAGUCAUGAAUGGUCAACGAACAUCUCAGACAGCGACUCAGAGGAAGAGCCCAAGCUCCCUCUCAAUCAGUUCUACCCAUAUAUCCGCUGUGCCCUUUGCUGCGGCUUCCUCAUCGAUGCAACCACCAUCACAGAGUGCCUGCAUACAUUUUGCAAAAGCUGCAUCGUGAAGUACUUUUUCUACAGCAACAGGUGUCCUACAUGCAGCAUUGUCGUCCACCAGACACAACCACUAUACAACAUCAGGCCUGAUAGACAACUGCAAGAUAUUGUUUACAAAAUGGUUCCCUUCCUAGAGGAGUUCGAAAGAGAACAAAUGUGUAAGUUCUACAAAGAGAGAGGGUUGGAAGUGCCAAAACCAGUGGUAGUCUCUUCUCCGGUUCCUGUUGUGUUGAAGAGGCAGAAGAAGGAUAACAUUCCCCAGUCUGUGUUCACCAUUCCUCCCGAGCUGGAUGUAUCUCUGCUGCUGGAGUUUGUUGGGGCUGAAGAGGGUAUCAAUAACUAUAAGCCAUUAGAGAGGCGGUACGUUCGUGUGUCGGGCGAGGCCACUGUCCGCCACGUGGAGCUGUUUAUCAGGAGGAAGAUGGAGCUGAGCUCUACCUGCCAGGUGGAUGUGGUUUGUGGAGAUCACCUCCUAGAUCACUACCAGUCACUCAAAGACAUACAGAACUCUGUGGGUGAAGAGGCACUACAGGAUGGUCUGUUGGUGCUGCACUUUGGCCUGGUCCUGCCCUCCCAGUCUUGAGCACGAGAGGUGGAUGUAGUUCAUUCCUGAGGAGAUGAAUUGAACUUUUUGACUUUGUUUAAGUACUCUACAACUGUCGUGGAUGUGUUAGGAUUGUCACUAUCUGCUCACAAAACAUCUGAUAAAACUUCCAACUUAAACGUAACAAAAGAGUAGCAGGUGGCAGGCAAAACAUUUCAUGUGUAACAGAAAGUCCAAGAACUUUACACUUUCUUUCUUCAUUGAACAAUCUGAAAUGUAUCUUGUUUUCAGGACAACCCAUGUGUAUGCUAUAAUUGGCUGGACACAGGUGACAUACAGCAUACAAAAUACAUUUUAUCUGAUGAAUGGAAAUGACACGUUCCUAGUCCUACUGCCAAGGUAUCUUUACACAUUGCGCUUCCACUGCAAGACUAGGACUGUGGCUGUAUCUAAAACUGGACCACUAACCAGUGUCAGUGGGUCUGGAACCUUUCAACAGUCUGUGAAGAUAAUACGAUGUGUUGACUGAAAAGCUGCAUCAGUCUAGUUUAUCUGUCUUUUUGGAAACCAGGGACCGGUAUCAUGUGAUUUAAAGGGUUAAAGGGUUUGAAACCAAAGGACUACUACUACCAAAGGGGGGGGUGCACGUGCGUGUGUGUCCAUGUGUGUUUUUAAUUUAAGGGCUUUUGUGUAGACUGUCAGCUGAUGUAAAUUGAUGUUUGACAUCAUUAAAUCUGUUUUCAAUAUAACUCACCAGAACACAGCAGUUAUUUAAAGGGAGUUUGUGUAGUUUUUGAUGGGCUUUGUUAAUAACUUUCCUACUUGUUUUUGUCAUAAUUAAUAAAUAACUGCACUGGGCAAUGUUUCUCAAUUCAUUGUUUCCUCUUUUGUAUUCAUGUUGUGCUUAAGAUCUUUAAUACCAGUUCCCAUAGACCUCAACUGUGAAUAAAGUGUUCCUGGGGAAAAAAUGUCAAUGUAUAACUUCCACCAGUGUCCACUAGCAUUGGUUAUGUGGUUGUUUAAUAUCUUGCUACACUAAAUUAAUUCCUCAUUUCAAAGGCCAAAUAAUGUUCCGUUUCUUCUACCAUUCAGUAAAUGAUGUUAGUGACCUGCAAAUCCUAGGAAUCCACUACAGAAGUCACGAAAACAGUAGAAUUGUGACUGAAAUCAAUAAAGAAAAUUGCUAAU
This is a messenger RNA of Sander lucioperca (pikeperch), 2351 nucleotides long. RefSeq names its product polycomb group ring finger 6 (gene pcgf6). Gene Ontology annotation, cellular component: PRC1 complex. The coding region runs from base 438 to 1202 and encodes 254 amino acids. The record is from RefSeq and is a predicted model, not a curated record. Gene Ontology annotation, biological process: regulation of transcription by RNA polymerase II. The transcript has 10 exons. Lineage: Eukaryota; Metazoa; Chordata; Actinopteri; Perciformes; Percidae.